Molecule: messenger RNA, 1126 nt
Organism: Capsella rubella
Lineage: Eukaryota; Viridiplantae; Streptophyta; Magnoliopsida; Brassicales; Brassicaceae
Product: protein REVEILLE 3
Source: RefSeq, a predicted model, not a curated record
AUUCGACCGGGAUUGGAAGAAGAUCGAAGCCUUUGUUGGAUCGAAAACAGUGAUCCAGAUACGAAGCCACGCACAGAAAUACUUUCUCAAAGUCCAGAAGAAUGGGACUAAUGAACAUCUCCCACCUCCUCGACCAAAGAGGAAAGCAAAACAUCCUUAUCCGCAAAAGGCUCCUAAAUCUGGUACUGUCCUCUUUCUACUUUACCUUUUGUUGUCUUCUGUCUCCUCAAAUCUUUAUCCCAACCUCUCAUGCUUGUGGUUUUGCUGCAGUUGCUCUUACAUCUUCCAACGCAUUGCUUCAGCAUGACUACUUAUACAGCACUGAUUCACAGCCGGUGAUUAGUUGCACUCCUAAGCAUGGAUUUGUGCGCUGCAAUGUCAAUACGCCAAAUUCAAUGAUUAAAGAGGAAUUGGGAGUCCCAGAGAACUGUUGCAGCACUAGUGGUAGUAGAGAUAAGCAGAGGACUCGAACCGUUACUGAGAAAAAUGACCAAGAAAGUUGUGGAAAGCCACAUAGAGUGAUGCCAAAUUUCGCUGAAGUUUACAACUUCAUAGGAAGUGUAUUUGAUCCUAAAACAACAGAUCAUGUCCAAAGAUUAAAGGAAAUGGAUCCAAUAAACCUAGAAACGGUCAUCUUACUGAUGAGAAAUUUGUCUGUAAACCUGAGGAGUCCCGAGUUUGAAGAACAACGGAAGUUGAUAUCAUCAUACAACGCCAAAUAGAUAUGAAGGUAGAAUGAGAAGAAACCAUUACUCUCUUUACUGGUUAGUAGCCUCAAUAUCGAAGUUUUGGAGUCUCGUGUCGAGCUCACAUUACCUACAAUGUGACUGGAGCGAAAGAAUGAGGCGGUUGUACAUACAAGUCAACAUCAUAGUAGUCCGUGUAGAAAGACAGACAGUAGCGUUUGUUUCUGUAAUAAUUUUUAAUCGUUAAUUAGGUUUUUAUACUUGUUUCAUCCCUAGUUGCAAACUUCGAGAGAAGGAAGAUAAGCCGAAGCUUGGUGGGAUCGUCAGCUGGCGUAGAAUUUAUGAUGCUCGUGUUGUGCUCUCUUUUUUGGAGUACAUCAUAUAAAUUAAAAGUAUUGAACACACACAAGUAAAUUAAAAAUAAUAUGUUUGUUAUUCUA